Molecule: messenger RNA, 482 nt
Organism: Acaulospora morrowiae
Lineage: Eukaryota; Fungi; Glomeromycota; Glomeromycetes; Diversisporales; Acaulosporaceae
Source: the annotation of a GenBank genome assembly
AUGGCAACUGUUAAAUCUUUAAAUUUCCCCCAAGAUAUAAUUUCAACAUCCGGCAUUUCAACUUCUUCGCUGUCCUCUCCGUUAACUGAAAAAUCAGCAUUAUCGGAAAGUAAACAUUAUAGUUUUAGUAGUGUUUCAACCGGUGAUUAUUUUCCUCAAGAAUUUUCAGCGUCAUUACAAAACCUGGUAAAUCGGAGCGAACGAGAAAGCAUUGAAUCAUGGUCAUACGAUCGGUCUAUUAAUUCACAUACAAACACGACCAUCGGAAAUAACGAAUUUCCAUAUUUCUUGACUCAACAAUUCCCAGAUCAACCUCCUCUACCACCCCCUGAAUUUGACAUCUCCCCUUCCGAUGACCAAAUAUUGUCACCAGAGGAACUUGAUGCCAUUUUUGAUUCUUUUUCUGCCGCAGCCGAUGAUCAUGAUUACGGGAUGGUUUAUCGGGGGAAUAACGAUGUUAUGCCUGAUGUGCUUGACGAACA